This is a messenger RNA of Dalotia coriaria, 2997 nucleotides long. It is a transcript of the gene 5-HT2B, whose product is annotated as 5-hydroxytryptamine receptor 2B. The transcript has 5 exons. Gene Ontology annotation, molecular function: G protein-coupled serotonin receptor activity; neurotransmitter receptor activity. The record is from RefSeq and is a predicted model, not a curated record. Lineage: Eukaryota; Metazoa; Arthropoda; Insecta; Coleoptera; Staphylinidae. Bases 140 to 2386 code for a protein of 748 amino acids. Gene Ontology annotation, biological process: chemical synaptic transmission; G protein-coupled receptor signaling pathway, coupled to cyclic nucleotide second messenger. Gene Ontology annotation, cellular component: plasma membrane; dendrite.
UACCGAACCGACAAUAUCUAACGGAUAACAUGUAAUGAAAAAACGCGCAAUCGUCGCGAGUUAAAAUUUCAAAAAAUACAAAAUAAAAAGUGAAAUUAAAUAAUAUCAAAAAUGUGAGUGUAAUUAAUAACAUCAAAUCAUGUCUGAAUUAAAUGAGGAGGUGUUAAAUGCAUCAGUAGUUGAUAAUCAGAAGGAACAAUUUGAAAGUUUCGCGCAUUUUGGUAAAUUUGCAACUUUUGGUGGAGGCGCCUCAAACUUUUCGGACUUGACGCGCGUGACAAUCUAUAAAAAUGUGUAUCGGAACGAAAGUGCGUUUGCGUUCGCGCCGACGGUUGUGCACCUCGACGACAAGGAAAACCCCGAAGAGUUUAACAACUGGUGGGCCUUACUUGCGUUAGUGUUAGUCAUCGGCACGGCAGCCGGAAAUAUCCUCGUCUGCUUGGCUAUCACUUGGGAGCGACGCCUGCAGAACGUCACGAAUUAUUUUCUCAUGUCAUUGGCCAUCACUGAUCUAAUGGUGGCAAUUUUGGUGAUGCCACUUGGGAUAUUAACGUUAGUACGAGGACAUUUUCCGCUGCCAUCUGUUUAUUGCCUGGCGUGGAUCUGCUUGGACGUGCUCUUUUGUACAGCGUCGAUAAUGCACCUCUGUACAAUCAGUGUGGAUCGUUAUCUUUCAUUGCGAUAUCCAAUGAAGUUCGGUCGCAACAAAUCGCGGAGGCGUGUCACGCUCAAGAUCGUCUUCGUCUGGUUGCUCAGUAUUGCCAUGAGCCUUCCAUUGAGCCUAAUGUAUUCCAAAAAUCACGACUCGGUGCUGAUCGACGGCGAGUGUCAGAUCCCCGACCCACUCUACAAGUUCAUCGGAUCUAUCAUUUGCUUCUACAUUCCACUGAUCGUCAUGCUGCUGACCUACGCGUUGACCGUGCGUUUGUUGGCCGAACAACGUCAGAAUCUAGGCACGCCGGAUUGGUCCAGUGGCUGGAUGGGUGGCCCAACUACGACAGCCUUGGAUCGUAGAUGUACAUGGCGUAAAUUAUUGAGAGUAACGCGCGCCCCAAGGGGUCCAACAACACCCCAGCAUCACCAUCACAGCGGGGGUGGUGGUGGCGGCGGCGGAAGCGGUGGUGUUGGUGGAUGUUCGGCUGCUUCCACUGAUACGGAGCUGACCACCAUCGACACGCACGAACUGUGGAUACAAGAAACCGACUCGCCGUGCACCAUGUCCGCUUUGGGGCAAUUCGGCGCUGAAAUGCUCAAACUCUCGCGCGGACUUGAAGCAGCCACCACUCAAACACGACCCUUAGCCACCGCUACCCCGACGAGAUGUGCGCGUUCGCCGCGUGGGAGAAAAACCGACUGCGAAAAUGCCACCAACAGCAACAAAUCAUCGACGGAAAAAGAAAACCAUGACUUGCUUCUAGUACCGGAUACUGUUUCGCCGUGGAAUAAACGUAGGCGAGCAUCAACUUUCCACGAGGGUGAUACACGCAACUGUCAGGAUGAAUCACCAACGUCCCGGUGGAAAUGCCGACGUGGUUCCAGCUUUCAUGGAUCUACAGAGGACUCCGAAUCGUCAUUACCAUUACCUCCGCCUUGCACUUGUCCGUAUUUCGGGUUUAAGAGAAGUGACAAAUCCCCAACUCCAAAACCCACCGAGGUCAAGAUUAUCUCGAGUGAAAAUAAUAGUCAAAUAAAUACAUCAGAGGAUGAUGCUGAUGAAGAUGAACGGGUCCUAAUGACUUCGCCACGUCGUUGUCACACCGGAACCACUUCCCCGACUAAUAUCGUAGUCACCUGGGAGAGUACCCGCAGACGGGGAUCUAGUUUCGGUAGUACAAGGACCUCUGCAAUAGCAAACUGCAGUUCUACUAGUAAUUCUACAAAUAGUCCAAGGACACCACUACUCCUGCGUAGAUCCGCGACUCUGAGACAGAAUGGUCAUGGUGGGAUGAAUGCCAGGGAUAAGAAUCCAUCAUCUCCUUGUUUGAUUCAACGAUACAGCGGGUAUACCAAUCAUAGCAGUCAUACCAGAGCAGCAACCAUUCGGAGUCACCAUAGUAGGAACUCCAGUGUAAUAUCAAGGAACUCCUCAAGACAUGGACGUAUCAUCAGAUUGGAACAAAAGGCCACCAAGGUCCUAGGAGUUGUCUUCUUCACCUUUGUAAUUCUAUGGGCACCAUUUUUCGUACUCAACCUACUACCAGUGGUAUGUGGGGAAUGUGAGAGACACAUCGACAACUGGGUGUUCCAAUUCGUCACCUGGUUGGGUUAUGCUAGUUCACUAGUAAAUCCAAUAUUCUACACGAUAUUCAACAAGGUGUUCCGGCAGGCCUUCAAAAAGGUCCUCCUCUGCAGGUAUCGCAAUCCAAAAUGGCGCCCGCAUAGAUGACCCGUAAGCACCAACAAGAAGCGCGUCAACGCCAACAAAACACAAACCUUUGACGUAUAGCUGUAGACGAGUGCGAUGGCAAAGUCGCACUCGGCGCAUUUCAAUAACAUACAGGGUGUAUCGUAAACUCGUUUGGAAAUAAUCUAUUCAUAGCAGUAAUAUUUAGAUAGAUACAGAAUAAAAUAGCAACCUAACAAACAUAUCUUCUAUUAAUUUUUGCUCAAAAUCGGCAAAAUCGCUAAGUGUACAUACAGGGUGUUCCAAUAACGGUGCCAUAUCGCAUGAUGCAUAUUAUCGCACACUUUAAACCGUAAGUAAAGUAAUAACUUAAACGAAAAGAGAUAGAUUUUUGUAUUUUUUUAAACGCUGUGAUUCGAAUCUAUAUCUUCUAUGUGUGAUCUCUCGAUGGACUCCUAUAAAUGUAUAAAUACAUAUUUAUCUUGUACUAUCGUAAAUAUUUCGACUGCAUUUCACCUAAUCAUUUAUUUUAUAGAAGAGAUUUACUUGUGAUAACUAGCUCAUAGUAUAAAUAAAUUUAAAAUAAAUCUAAUAAAGUGUUAGAAAUCCGGAUUUAUCGUUUUAAAUAACAAUUUAAAUUUAUAAAUAAAAAU